CCGUAAGCGCUCCAGGGGCCGAACGGGUAUAAAAGAGCAGACGCCUCCAGAGGCAGACACACACGGUGACCCACCAGACUACAGUGCAGACCUCGUGUUCGCAACUCCACAUCUCCUCAUCAUGAAAGCCGUGUUUGCUGUGGUGAUCCUGGGCGUGGUGGCCGCCGCCAGCGCCGCCACGGUGCCAGCCAGCACCAGCGUCUACCAGCAGCCGCAGUACCAACCACUGCAGUACCAGCCUGUGGUGCAGCCCCAGCAGGUGGUGGGUGGCCGCGUCGUGCCGGCGGUGUACCCAGGCAGCGUGGCAUCCAACGUCUACACCUCGGGAGUGGUCCCCAGCGUCUACUCCUCCGGAAUCGUUCGCAACGUCUACCCAGCCAAUGUCGCCCCCGUUGUAGGAGGAGCCUACCCUUACUACCCCACCGUCUGAGCUUCCAGUUCGCUGAAGCUUCCAGUUCGCUGAUUAACUGAUCAAUUUUAUGACGAAUCCAAGCUGUUCCAUGUAUGACUGUGUAAAUCCAAAUACGGUGAAUAAAGUUUUGUCUGUGCCAUUGUAA
Schistocerca piceifrons (Central American locust) is the source of this 557-nucleotide messenger RNA. RefSeq names its product cuticle protein 9.5-like. The record is from RefSeq and is a predicted model, not a curated record. The transcript is spliced from 2 exons. The coding region runs from base 122 to 430 and encodes 102 amino acids. NCBI's taxonomy places the organism in Eukaryota, Metazoa, Arthropoda, Insecta, Orthoptera, Acrididae.